UGGAAAAAUGUAUUUGGCGGAGAAUGUUACUUCAAAUGUCAAUUUCGUUGUUUUGAAAUUAUUUUGUUUUUAUACUUUAAACGAGACACAACUGAAAUAAAGUGAAUAUUUUUGUAAAAAUAUUGAUCUAAAACUAUUGUAGUAUAAGGUGCGGUGUAUUGAGAAAUUUGCAAUGAGCUCUAAUGAUAAAAUAUCGGAUGAAAAUGACGAACAUAAGUGUGUACCAUCCGCGUACGUUGCCGCCAAUACUUUGGACAGUUUCACAGAUGUAAACAAUGCAUCCUAUCGCCUGCAUACUUCGCAUAAUUCCACAAUAUCAAAUGAAAGUGAUUUGUCGUUGUUGUCCUUAUCACUUGAUAAGGAACUAGAGGCCAAUUUUAAUGGCAUUGACAUAGAUGAGUUACCAGCUUUCGAAAUACGUCUUAUAUCGCCAAUAGGACGUACACCAUCCCCCAUAGAUUGUGAGGACAUGGGAACACCAACUAGAACAAUACCAUCACCUGAAGAACGUCUUACACCAAGUUCAUGCCGAAAUAAUCCAGAUUUUGUUGCUUUACACGACAUAAAUGCCCAAAUAAGUCCACCAAGUGACCUUGGAGACGAAGAUGGAUCAUCUUUAAGUCGAACAAGUAGCUUGGAAACAAUAUUCGAAGGAGUGUUUUUGAACACACCGCCAAGGCAACGUCUGAAUUUGCAAAAUAAUCGACAUAGUCGGAGUCGAACAAAUCUACUGGAGAAAGUAGCUCUAAAUCGUUUUAACGCCGGUAAGGAAAAUAUGUCACCACUUUCAAAAUCUGAAACACCACCAUCACGUCGAACAUCAUUAUCUUUUAGUUGUGAAACUGAGACAUGUUCCUCCGAUAUGAACCACAGUUUAUCAUAGAUUUCAACAUUCCCAUUACUUUUGCUCAAAUCUUUUAAUAUCGAAUAAUACACUUAUAUUUUAUAUGGAUUAGUUGUCCCAUCUAAGGAAACAAUAAUUAUUUUUAUCUUUACACUUGUCAUUGGUGUAUAAUAUGCAAUAACUUCGUUUAAUUUGACAUUUAUUUUUGCCAUGUGAAUCUAUAUUGGAUAUUAUUCAUAAAUAUCCAUUUUAAAAUGUGAAAUAAUUAGGGUGGUUACUCCGUGAUUCUAAACCGAACAUUUUAAUGCAUUAGUAGAAUUUAAACAUUUUAGUUGAUGGAUCGAUUAACGGUGUGAUCCCAAUUAUAAUUCUGUUAAUAUAGUUUCUUAUGUAAAAUAAAUGUGAACCUUUUAUUUUAGAAAUAAAUAUAAUUAACAAAUUUUUAUGUUUUAAAAACAUGCAAAAUA
Lucilia cuprina (Australian sheep blowfly) is the source of this 1311-nucleotide messenger RNA. RefSeq lists its product as uncharacterized. The record is from RefSeq and is a predicted model, not a curated record. The transcript has a single exon. Lineage: Eukaryota; Metazoa; Arthropoda; Insecta; Diptera; Calliphoridae. The coding region runs from base 173 to 883 and encodes 236 amino acids.